AUGAGUCUAAUACGACUGGGUGCCGACAACAGACUUGAAACAGAACUUUACCAAUUAUGCGAUUUGAACUUGGACUUAUAUCACGAAGAUAUCAAAGCGGUCAUUGUGAAAAUGAAGGUACCUAGCGACGGUCAGCAAUGUAUCAGGGUAACAUAUAAAGGAACAGAAUACGUAAAAGGACAUGCUUUGAUGAUCCGGCAAAAUGGAUAUGAGGAGAACAUAACUAUCGGAAAAAUUUGUUUGUUUCUUUGUUCCGUCGAUACGCAUGUGUACGUUCUUUUUGAGGUUGUAGAAAGUUAUUUUAGACCAUACCUGCGAGCUUAUCAACUGGGACCUAAAAUCAGAUAUGAAUGCCUUCUAUUGCACGAUAUUAUGGAUUUUAAACCUAUGCAUAUAUACGAUUUAGGAAAUAUGCUGGUAGCUUUGGAGGACGGCACUGAAAUAGAUGACGAUGAUAUUAUAAUCCAGUUAUCCGAUACGUGCAAUACACCGUUGUUACUCACAAUUUGGAGUGAAAAAUUAGCUUUGAAAGAAACAAAUGCGUUAAAAACGAACAUAGAAAAUAAUACCAAUGUUUUAAGUGUAACAAGUGUCGAAAAUAGACAAGCUUCUCCAAGUACGUCGAAAUCAAAAUCAAACAGGUCGCAAGAAAAAUAUGUUUUGGAUAUGAAAGAAAUAUGGAAUAAAGUGCCCAGUGGCAUAUUUGAAGCGUGUAAAAAUGGUGAAAAAUUACUUCCAAAGCACAGACAGUCACUAAAUAGAGUCGUAGCUGAUUACAUGAUCAACGAAAUCAAAGCCACCUCACGAGCAGUAGCUGAAGAAAUCGCUCACAAUAUUUGCGAAACGUAUCCCCUAACAUUUAAAGAUAUAAUCGGCAAUGAACAGUGGGGUAGUGGAAUUGAAACUCUGAGACUACAGAUAUAUAACUGUGUACAGUAUAUGAAACACACCAAACAACAAACGAAGAGAUCAUUAAGUCCCGACAGUGAUGAUGUCGAUAAUGAGUUAAAGAAAAAAGAAGCACUUCUGUUAAGACGUCAGGAUGAAUAUGGUGGUGUUGAAUAUGCAUCCAAAUUACCCAGCACCCCAAUCAGCAGAAAAUUUAUAUUUAAAUUUACUUACAGUUCAUCGAAGAACAUGCCGAAACCUUUUCAUGAACUGUGCAAAAAAGCCAAAAUACGGAGACUUAAUGCUGAAGAUGUAGAGGAAGCUACUUCUAGUGAUUCUCAGCAUUCUGAACUUUCUUAUCAUUCUAAUCUUUCUCAUCAUUCUGAAAUUGAUCAUCGUUCUGAACUUUCCUACCAUUCUGAUCUUUCUCACUAUUCUGACAUAUCUUAUCAUUCCGAAGUUGAUCAAAGUUCUAAAUGUUCUGAACAGUUUGAAUAUUGGGGUAGUGAUGAUUAUGAGGAAAGUGUAAAACAUGAAUAUAUCGAUAAUGAUGGUUCUCCCAAUCACCCACACAACUCUCCAUCUAAUUCGAGUUCUCGGUCUAGCGAAGAAUCAGUUUCUGAUAAUUCGAAAAUGCUAAAAUUUCUUCGUAGUUAG
Wasmannia auropunctata (little fire ant) is the source of this 1545-nucleotide messenger RNA. RefSeq lists its product as uncharacterized. The record is from RefSeq and is a predicted model, not a curated record. Lineage: Eukaryota; Metazoa; Arthropoda; Insecta; Hymenoptera; Formicidae. Bases 1 to 1545 code for a protein of 514 amino acids. The transcript has 5 exons.